Leptosomus discolor (cuckoo roller) is the source of this 1250-nucleotide messenger RNA. The record is from RefSeq and is a predicted model, not a curated record. NCBI's taxonomy places the organism in Eukaryota, Metazoa, Chordata, Aves, Leptosomiformes, Leptosomidae.
ACGCCCCCGUGCACCCCCCGUUUGCGGAGCAGCACCCCUACGAGACGUGGGACCCCCAGACGAUGCCGGCUGACCUGGGCUUCGGGUUGAAGAUGGUGGACGGCGUGGUGCACGUCUACACCAAGCAGGACCUCACCGACAAGAGCACGGAGCUGGACCUGCCGUACCCCGACCUGCAGGAGUUCAUUGCCGACAUGAAUUUCCUCAUGGCUUUGAUCAUCAACGGGCCCAUCAAAUCCUUCUGCUACCGCCGGCUGCAGUACCUGAGCUCCAAGUUCCAGAUGCACGUGCUGCUCAACGAGAUGAAGGAGCUGGCGGCCCAGAAGAAGGUGCCCCACCGCGACUUCUACAAUAUCCGCAAGGUGGACACCCACAUCCACGCCUCGUCCUGCAUGAACCAGAAGCAUCUCCUGCGCUUCAUCAAGCGGGCCAUGAAGAAGCACCUGGAUGAAAUUGUCCACGUGGAGAAGGGCAAGGAGCAGACGCUCAAGGAGGUCUUCGAGACGAUGAACCUCACCGCCUACGACCUGAGCGUGGACACGCUGGAUGUCCACGCGGACCGCAACACCUUCCACCGCUUCGACAAGUUCAACGCCAAGUACAACCCCAUCGGCGAGUCCAUCCUGCGGGAGAUCUUCAUCAAGACGGACAACCGCGUCUCGGGGAAGUACUUUGCCCACAUCAUCAAAGAGGUGAUGUCCGACCUGGAGGAGAGCAAGUACCAGAACGCCGAGCUGCGGCUCUCCAUCUACGGCCGCUCCCGGGACGAGUGGGACAAGCUGGCCCACCGCGUCCCCUCACACAACGUCCGCUGGCUCGUGCAGGUGCCCCGGCUCUUCGACGUCUACCGGACGAAGAAGCAGUUGGCCAACUUCCAGGAGAUGCUGGAGAACAUCUUCCUGCCCCUCUACGAGGCCACCAUCCACCCUGCCCAACACCCGGAGCUGCACCUCUUCCUGGAGCACGUGGACGGCUUCGACAGCGUGGAUGAUGAAUCCAAACCAGAGCAUCACAUCUUCAACCUGGACAGCCCCUUGCCGGGCAACUGGGUGGAGGAGGACAACCCCCCCUACUCCUACUACCUGUACUACAUGUACGCCAACAUGACGGUGCUCAACCACCUCCGACGGAAGAGGGGCUUCCACACCUUCGUGCUGCGCCCGCACUGCGGCGAGGCCGGCCCCAUCCAUCACCUCGUCUCGGGCUUCAUGGUCUCGGAGAACAUCUCCCACGGCUUGCUGCUGCGCAAG